This is a messenger RNA of Lolium perenne, 2235 nucleotides long. Its product is annotated as protein DGS1, mitochondrial-like. Lineage: Eukaryota; Viridiplantae; Streptophyta; Magnoliopsida; Poales; Poaceae. The record is from RefSeq and is a predicted model, not a curated record. Gene Ontology annotation, cellular component: mitochondrial outer membrane.
AUGCCCGCGCCGGCCGUCGUGCAGCUAUCGCAGGCCAACACGGUGGAGCGAGACGAGCUGGGAAAGGAGUUCGACACUGUACCGACGCCUGACGUCCUCUGGCUACGAUACAAGAGUACGGAUGCUGGCCGGGAAGCUACAACGAUUCAUCGACGUCGCGGCGCAGGGCGAGCGGCUGAGGCAUUGGUCAGCGGUCGGGUCUUCGCCGCUGUGGCCCUGUAUGCGAUGCCACCGUGGCCAAAGCCACUUGCAACCCGGACGAAAACAGUUGCCAAAACAGCCAAAGAGGAAGUUACUGUCCCAAACCUGAUACUUACGGAUUUGGACUUCUUUCUAUUUAUUAUGAUCCCUAAGCCAACUCCCCGUCAGGGUCGGUUCGACCGCAAAAGCCCAACGAAAGCAUUCAAACAGAGUACCCGCCACCAUUGCCGUUCCCCUGAUCCUAUGGCGACCACGCCGCCGAAGCAGAACCCUAAUUCAGGCGACCCGAGCGAGGCCGUUAACUCUGCUGCUGCCUCAGCUCCGGCGGCGCCCGUUCGCAUAUGGAGCUCCCUCUUCGCCGGCCCGCCUCCGAGCAAGGAUACCAGACUCCUCGCCGCCGUUUCCGACCACCAUCGACGCCUCUUCCGGGGCCGCCGAAGCCGACGCCCAACUCUCCCACUACCCAUCUACCGUCCCCCGAUUCAGGAUACCGAUGAGAUGGCGAUAGCUCGUGCCAUCUUAGAAGAUAUUGUGUACCACACUCUGUCUAGUUUGCAUACUAUUCAGCAAACCUUACUCUAUUGGAAGUCGAGAGCUGAGCAAACAAGAUUACAGAGGAUGUAUUUUAUGGCAUGUCAAAGAGGUCCAAGAGCCUUUGUUGAAGCAGCAUGCGGAAUGCUGUCUAGACUCAGGAGCAAUUGGAGUCCUUUCCCGUACCUUUUAAACUCUGCGAAUUGUAUGCUGACUACAAAACGUGCUCGCCUGAAAAGCAUGAAACACUGCUUGGCAGCUUUUCUUGCUGAGGUUUAUUCAGAAGUUAGUAAACACAUGGAAGGGCCACCUGAAAGUUCCGAUAAAUCGCUGCAUACUCUAUUCAUUGUUUUGAACAGGGUCUUCCCCAAACUGGAGGCAUCACUUAGAAAUGCUAGUGAGGGGGGAGCCGCAUUAUUUGCACAUGACGGAAACUCAUCUGAACUUCUCUUCAAAAGAUUGCCUGAAGUUGAUGUUGAGAGUUCACAGUGGACAGAGGCAUUAUCAACAGAUGCUAUAGGUUUGAUCUACCAAAAUCUCCAGAAACUAGAUAGUUUUAUUUCCUCUCAGUUUUCAAGCCUAAAAAAGCCAAACAAUUUGACCGUAUACUGGAUACCCUACACAUGUGGAGCAAUUGGCCUCUCUGCAUGUUCUCUAUGGCUUUUACGCCAUAGCAAUUUAAUGGGAAGUUCUGAUAUGGACAACUGGACUCAGUGUGGCAAGGAGUUGGUCGCUAGAUUUCGGGAUAAGCAUUUUGAGAAACCAAGCAUUCCCCGUAAAGAGCUUUUCGAGACAUUUGAAGGAACAGAUGAACUUGCAAUGGAGCAAGAGAUCCAACAAACUGACAGAUCAUUGCGCAGGAUGUUGUUUGCCUUUUGUGAAAAAAAUUCACUUGAAAAGAUGCCCCAAGAUGUAUCAACACAAGCUCUGGUGGGGACUGCCACGAAGAGAUAUGUGGAGGAAUCGAUUCAUCCAAUUCAAAAUGAGUUCAGUGAAGGAUUAGCAAAUGUCAUGCUUCUGAAGAUCCACGAGAUGAACCUUGAACUCCUUCUUCAAAGGUCAAGACUCUUACAUAAGCAGCUUGUGAAGGCAACUGGGAGAUAUGUUGCUACUCUUGCAGCUCUACCAGCAUAUGGUCUCUCUCUUCUGCUACUCCGUUUCGGGCGAGCAUUAUUGGCUAUGCAUGACCGAAGAGGCAGGAUUGCACGGCAUGAGCGGAAACUACUUCUCAUUGGAAUAGACCAAAUGCUUAUGAAGUCUCGGAAAUGCAUGUUCAAUGGAAUGGAGAAAGAGGCAAGCUGUAAUUUCGGGUUGAUACUGUACAAUCUGGACAGUUUAUACAAAGGUGUUGAGUCGGAUGCCAGACGAACAGGGGAAUGGUUAAGGCGAGACAUGUAUGCCUGCAUAUUCCAGUCCCCGUGCCCAGGAUCCACCAACUACAGCUACUCAGAUCAGAGAGCGACGAUACUCAAACUUGAAGCAAAUCUCAGCCAUCCAAUCUGA